Rotaria sp. Silwood2 is the source of this 852-nucleotide messenger RNA. The record is from the annotation of a GenBank genome assembly. NCBI's taxonomy places the organism in Eukaryota, Metazoa, Rotifera, Eurotatoria, Philodinida, Philodinidae.
AUGUCAUCACCAACAUCUUCAGCGUCACUUCUUCUUUGUGUAUUAGUCAAAUCUGCAACAAUACAAUCUUCAGACAACGAAUAUUAUUCUUAUGUUGUACUGAAAAUUGAUAAUGUCAAAUCAACUACAAGUGUUGUGAAAGGUCAACAACCUAAUUGGGAACAAGAAUUUUAUUUCGACGUGCCCGAUCGUUCAACAGGCCUUCAAAUAGAAUUAUGGGAACGUGGUCAAUUUCGAGAUAAAUUACUUGGAUUAUGUCAUAUAGGACAAGUUGCUCGAACGUGUAAUCCAACAAAACAUUCAAUUUUUAUUCGAACUUAUGUUGAAUUACCAUCUGAUUUAACAGAAGAAGAAUCAAGAGAAUUAACUGAAAAACUUGAAAUUCUUCGUGAAAUUCUUGAUAAAGAAGGACGUCAAUUGCAAGAUAUUACACUCAAUGAAAUCAAAUCACUUUCUACAAUGCAUCUUGAUCAACAGCCUCUUCAAUAUCAACAACUAACUAAUCAUUCUCAUUCACAUUUUUCGGAUGAUAGUGAUUACACAUCAGAUGUAUCUUAUCCGAUAAAUACUCAAGCUAAUUUAAAUUAUCCAGUAUCAUCUAUGUCCCAAUCAAAUGUAGUACUAUCAACAAAUGAGAAUGUAUCUUCAUCAAUAUCAACUAAAAAACCAUUAGCAUUUGUUCAACCACUUAUUAGAGAUUUACAUUCCAUACCAAACACAUCUCGAAGAUCAAAUCAAAAUCAAAUACAAAAUACAAUCUCAUUUAUAGAACAAGAACCACUUUCAUAUAUAAGUCAACCAAGAAAAUUACCAAUGAAUAAAAUAACAGAUUUAAAUCAAAAUGAAACGUAA